Messenger RNA from Prorocentrum cordatum, 659 nucleotides. Lineage: Eukaryota; Dinophyceae; Prorocentrales; Prorocentraceae. The record is from the annotation of a GenBank genome assembly.
GCCUCCGGACGGUCGUCGAGCAGAUCGGCGCCCACACGCACUUGCCCAACCCAGAGAAGGGCGUCAAAGAGCAGGUCCUCUCUAAGGCCAGGGCCGCUGCUGCCCAGCAGCCAGACACAACGGCGGCAAACGUGGCUUCCGCGGCUCUAACGGGAGUCGAGGACGGGGCCCUGCCAGCCGUUCCGUCCACACAGAACCUCAAGCGCGCGUGCUGGAGGGCGCGGGCGUCGGAGCAGCAGAAGCGGCUCAAGAAUGGGGCGCCAGCCCCUGAGGACGUCGACUACUCCUCCCUCGCGACGUUGACCGUGGUCGAGAGUCUCAAGCAGGUCGACGGCGAGGACUUCCUCAUGCACGACGACAGCCCCGGCGCGGGGGACAAACGCAUCCAGACGUGGGCCUGCCAGAAGAACUUGGACUUCUUGGCCAUGUCGGACAUUUGGCUCUCCGACGGCACCUUCAAAGUGGCGCCCAAGCCGUUUCUGCAGGUGUACACUGCGCGCGGCUUCCAGAAAGGCUACGUCAUCCCCUGCUGCUACUUUCUCUUGGGGGACAAGAAGCAGCCCACGUGCAAGCGGGCGUGGGAGGUACUCUCCCAGCGCUUCCACCCGGACGAGCCAGAGCCAACGCUCUUGCUCGACUACGAAAAGGCCGCGUACCAG